Messenger RNA from Lotus japonicus, 348 nucleotides. Its product is annotated as VQ motif-containing protein 1-like. Bases 1 to 348 code for a protein of 115 amino acids. The record is from RefSeq and is a predicted model, not a curated record. Lineage: Eukaryota; Viridiplantae; Streptophyta; Magnoliopsida; Fabales; Fabaceae. The transcript has a single exon.
AUGUCAAGUGAAUGGCGUAGUGGAGGUCCAAAGAUAGUGCAUAUCGAAACACGGUACGUGGAGACCGACGCUCUCAACUUCAGAGACGUGGUUCAGCGCCUAACGGGGAAGAACUCAUCCAUGACUUGGGUUGGGAAUGAAAGCUCUUCCUUGGAAGCUGCAGGUUCAGAUAAUAAAGGAGAAACUGCACAAGGUGGUGGUUGUGCCAGAUCAGUGGUAGAUACCCCCGCUGAUGGUGUAAAUAAUAGUCUUGUAUCUUCCAUGGUUCUAAAGAACAUGAUCUCCUUUAAGGAUUUUGAUGCAUUGUUGUCCGAUUCUCCUUCUAUGGAGGAGCUUCUGUGUUGGUAG